AUGGGUGAAGGGGAGGGGGGAUGGACGCUCUCGCAUAGCGGUGCACUCAAAGGCGCUUCGUCGCUCUCUGAUCCGCAGCCAGCGCUGCGGGAUGCGGGAGGCGGCGGCGGUGGCGGCGGCGGCAGCAGCGGCUCUGGCGGCGGCGACGGCGGCGGCGGCAACGCUGCUGCUGCUGGCGGCGACAGGCGGCGCCGGGCGGCGGUGGCUGUUGGCCGGCCGGCCGGGCCGGCGGCCUCCGGAGGCGGUGGAGCGGCGGCGGCGGCGGAGGAGCGCAGAGGCGGCCGCGGUGGCCGCGGCAGCGGCGGCGGCCGCAGCGGAGGCAGCGGCGGCGGCGCAGCAGCGGCGGUAGAACGCCGAGGCGGAACGCGGAGGCGGCGGCGGCGGCACGCGAGCGGAGCGGACGGGGCGGCGGCGGAGAGCGCGACGCGGCGGCAGCGCGGUGGCGGCGGGGGCGGGGCGCCGGGUUGGGGCGCACCGGCGUGCGGCGCGCCGCGCGACGCGGGGCCUGUGGCGGUCGCGCCGCGCGCCGCGCGCGCGGCCCGCUGUCGCCGCCGCUGCCGCCGCCGGUCACGGCCCCGCCACCCGUGCUGCCCCCGCCGCUCGCCCGCCCCCGCGGCUGUCGCGCCUCCGAGUUCCUCUGCGACACGGGCCAGUGCGUGGCGCUGGACCGCUUCUGCAACGGCGCCGACGACUGCGGGGACAAGUCGGACGAGCCUCGCUACUGCACCCUCGCUCUUCACGCUGUCCACGUUGGCAGCAGUUGGGGUGAAGGUGGAGGUGGUGGAAGGGUUUCUGGUGGUAAUGGAAGGUUGUUGGUUUCGGAGGUGUGUGGAUGGUGAUAGUAGACGUGUGAGAUACUCUGCAGUAGAGAUAGUUGGGGUUGUAGUCAUUCUCGAUGGAGUGAUCGUUCGUAGUGAUUGUGAUGAUGGGGGUGAUGGGGGUGAUGGUGAUUGUGUGGCUGAACGUGAUGGUGAUUGUGUGGCUGAAAGUGAUGGUGAUGGUGUUGACUGUAACGUAGGUGGUAUCAGUGGCCGGGAUGCUGGUAAUAAAUGUUCUGAUGUCAGUGGAGGAUGA
This is a messenger RNA of Gryllus bimaculatus (two-spotted cricket), 1074 nucleotides long. NCBI's taxonomy places the organism in Eukaryota, Metazoa, Arthropoda, Insecta, Orthoptera, Gryllidae. The record is from the annotation of a GenBank genome assembly.